GAAGAAAGUAGUUUCUUUGGUUGAUUUCGAUUUGAUAAAAGCAAAGUGUGUUAUUCGAAGCUUCUUUUGAUUCGCAAAUAUAAAAUCAAUAAGUGUUAGAUUAUCGAUACGAUAUAAAUGUUUUAGAGUUAAUGCAUCCCUAUUCUGUUAUCGUUGCAAUUUGGCAUUUUUUAUUUACUAUUUAUCGUUCUUUGUUCCCUCCACCCACAGAAGAAUAUACUCUCUACGAGAGGUUCUAUAAAAUCUCCCUAGUGUGCUGCUACGUUUUAAUCUUUCAAGCACCAGUGAUUGGAAAGGUUUAUUGGUGCUUUCCUUCCUUUGCAAUAUUUUUAUACUUAGCUGAGUACUAUUUAAUUUACCUAUUUUGGUCGCUAUCUGUAAAAUUUACCACGUACCUAAGAGUAAUUUAAUUGCAAUUGAAAUGGGAUCAGAACAAUCAACUUCUAGAAGAAGCAGGGAAAACCUCACCAAAGAUGAUGUUAAAAAUCUAUUCGAUGAACAAAAGAGACAGUAUAUAUUACGUCUAAAGGCCCAGCAAAUGAAAGAUCAGCAAAAAGCAGAACAGGCUGCUAGAGAAGCAGUACAAAGGGCAAUGGAAAAAAUGAGGCAAGAAAAAGUUAUUGAGGAAUCAACAUCUAAACUAAAUCAAUCAGCAGGCCAACAGCCAGCAACUGCAUCAAGAGAAGCAGUACCAAGAGAAAUGGAAAGAACGAGGCAAGAAAAUGUUAUUAACGAAUCAACAUCUAAACUAAAUCAGUCAACAGGCCAACAGCCAGCAAUUGCAACAUGUUUACAAAGAGAACCAAGACCCUAUAGUUUUUCACAAAAUGACAUACAUAUUGGAAUAGCACAACCGACCAGGACAUGCAUAUAUGGAAAUUUGGAAACAGCUUCUUCCAGUGGCAUUCCUGCCACAACACCUAGGCAACAAUCCCCUUUAACAACACUGGGAAAUCCUCCCACUGGGCCUUUCGGUAUUCCUGAUGCUACAAACAGUUAUCAAUCUACCAUCAGGACCCCAGAAAGUUCUAAUUUUGUACCUCAAAGGCCUGCAAAUGAAAAAGACGAACUCAACUGCCCAACAUGCAAGCAAAGUUAUACAGUCGCCAUUUAUCAGUGUUUUAAGGGGCAUAGCUCAUGUAGUAAUUGUAAAAGCAGACGUUUCCCAUGUGGCAUUUGUGGGUGUCCUAUCGGAGACAUGAGGAAUAUAUCUCUUGAAAGUUUUAUUGCAGAGAGUAAAGUAGCAUGUCCGAAUUCAAACGAUGGUUGCCGUUUGUAUAUUAAAAUGGCAGAUUUAGAAAUACAUGGAAAGGAAUGUCCAUUUAGUGAGAUGCUGUGCCCUCUAGCAGCUAUAUUUGGUCAAUGCCAAUGGAGAGGCAAACUUCCGCAAAUUUCGAAGCAUUUUAAUGACGUGCAUCCAAGUCAUUGCAACGCCGAUGUAGACACCGAGAUGUUUUUAACACGCUGCGAAACACAAAUGGUACAUUACGUUGCGUUGGGUACUUUUAAUUUCUUAUUUCACGUCAAAGUGUCCGAAUGCGAUCGUAAAAUUUACAUGACAGCUCAAUUGAUUGGUACUAAGCAAAGCGCAAGUAAAUGGUCUUACGAGAUUCAUAUUUAUAACAAAAGCCAAGCACGCAGAAAAUACCAGUACGUGGACGUUUGCCAUUCAAAUAAGACACCUUUAUCGGAGAUAUUUGCUGAAGAAAAGUGUGCCAUUCUCCCAUUCUCUUAUGCGGAAAACUUCUUUAACAGAGACUGUAUUAAUUAUAAAUUUUUCAUCAAGAAAGAUUUCGGAAGUAAAUCUUCGAGAAGCCGUAGUGCCCCUAGGCGUCGCUGUUAAUCUGAAACACCACUAAAUAAGCCUGGGCGCGGCGUACGGUUUCCUGAUCAGGAAUUCAGAUUCGUAAACCUGAAUGCACGUCCUAACAUAUAUCUUCAACGAGGCGCACAGUAUUCCGAUUUUUUCAGAAUGUAAAAGCUUAACUUUCGUUUGGGACUAUAAUUAAUAAAAAAAUCCAAACGACUGAUCUAGGCUCACGGAAUUCCGGACCAGGAAACGCAGUGGCGGCGCUAGGCGUCGGCGACGUCGGCCACCGCCAACGGCCUGGCGCCUCGAAAAUUUUUUACACGUUACCUAUUUUAUUUUCGUUUCUCCUGGCCUGGCUUAGGUAGCCGACCCCGAACAAUUCGGGGAAAAAGCUAAGCAGAUGAUAAUGACUUUUAUUAUUUUCUAACACGUGCGUGAUGGAAGCGAGUAGUACUUUACGGGUAUUCAGAAUCGUCUGUCUGGCAACACUAUUUUUGUAUUUAAAUUUCUAUGUUUGUAGUUAUUUUUUGUCAUCAUUUGAUUAUCAACAAUAAAACUCGUUUACUCAUACGUUAUUUUAUAAUUUGGCUUACUUAAUUUAACGGUUUUUUACUGCGAAGUAAAGUAGGCCUCGCGAACUUGAUGUCGCCGACGUCCACAUGUGGUCUAGCGCCGCCACUGAGGAAACGGUACGUUGGCGCCCAGGCUUAAAUUUCUUUCAUUUACAUUAUCAAAUAGGUACACGGUAGUUUAAGGGCUGCCUCGGGAUUUCGGAUACAUCGCCCUGCCAAAAUUAUUAUCAAUUCUAAUUCACAUGUUAUUAUAUUGUGUAAUAUUUUAUAAAUUAUGUUCGGUUUAAAAAUUAAAUUAGACAUUUAAAAAUACAGGCAGUCCUCGUACUUACGGUAUAUUAGGUUCUCCAAAUACGCGACGUAAAUCGAAACGACGUAAGUCGAGACAUCCGGCCCCACGGGCAUUAACCUCCCGACAAGUGUAUUCUCUUAUGCCGGAAAUCGAAACAAUUGACGUAUGCUUGAGGAAUAGUGUCAAAACAUUGUUUGACGUAACUUGAAACGACGUAAGUCGAGGACUGCCUGUAUUAUAAAAAAAAUGUGUACAAGAUGUACGACAGUAAAUAUUAUGAUAACUAGUUUUUAUGUUGUCAAUUUCUAUUGACAACUAGGUACUAUAGUUAAGCUUCGUAUUACGAUUGAGAAUUUUUAAGUUCUUAGCAUUGUAGUGUAGUCAUUUGACACAAAAAUUAUGUUAAAACGACCAAUGUAUAUUGUGCCUUUUUAUAAAGCGCAAUAAAUUAAUAUCAUGAGAAUGGUUUGUAAGAGAAGCUUUGUCUACAGAAAAAAAUACCCAAAUAUUAAUUUUCAUGUAUACGCAUGUAGGUAACAGGGAAAUUGGGUAGUAAUAAGAUAGUCUAAAAUAGCGAUAUUUGUAUGAAACAUCUCAACUAUGUGUUUCAUCUAAUUUCUGUUUUACAUAUUUAAUAUAAAACUGACAAAUUAGAUAGAUGAUUCAGAAAUCAUCUCAUCAUCAUCACAUUUGUUCAUUUUGUUUCAUGACCUUCUUGUCUUUAUAAGAGUCGCAAAAUGAAACAGUCUUAUCAAGGCAUAAAAUGUGCAUUCUCGCUAUUUUAGACCCAGUGUACAACGAAGAAUGAUAUUUGUAAGGAAUUAUCCCUACGCUAUUGUUAGCGGCUAAUUUACACGUCGGCAAGUACAAUAGCGAGUUUAUUUACGAUCUCGGCAAGUUAAGUUCUUAUAAGCAUUUGACGACGAAACGAUGAUAAGAACUUACCUCGCCAAGACUGUAACUUAGCUUGCUACUGUACCUACUUACCGAAGUGUAAAUCAGCCUUUACUUGCGAUUUCAUUAAUUGCGUUACUAAAACAUCAGUAAGUAUACAGCAAGAUAGUUUUAAGUUCUUAUGUUAUUUUAUAGAGAUACUUAGAUGUAUGUAUGUAUUUUAUUCUUUUAAUAGAUAGGUGGUAUAUGAGCAUAGAUCGCCUUAAUAUAAGUGCUGCAUAAAGGAGAAAUAUUUUUCUGUCGCAACUCAACGUUUGGUUUUUUAUAAGAACCAUAAAAUUACAACAUUGUGUUAAGUGGCAACAGUAUAAAUACAACAUAAAAUUGCUUUGUUUCUGACGCGACAAUGACCCUGGUGGUACCUAUAUUUUAUAAGCAAAAUAUAGAAAACUGGCAAUAAUGACUUAUUGUUUAUUUUUCAACGAAAGUGAUUAUAUAAUUAAUAAUGGAAUUUAUAAUGAGAAAAGAGGUCCGCUAAAACGGUUAAAGUGAUAAUAUUAUUAGGUUAUUAU
Molecule: messenger RNA, 4140 nt
Organism: Chilo suppressalis (striped riceborer)
Lineage: Eukaryota; Metazoa; Arthropoda; Insecta; Lepidoptera; Crambidae
Source: the annotation of a GenBank genome assembly